AUGGCGACGCACAUCUGGGGCACAGCCCCGGCUACCGGUUCGGGAGGCGACACAGUGGUUCUCGCAACGCAGGCAGCGGCGGAAGUUAUCAGAGAGGGCAUAGCAGAUGCUGCUGUGCAAGCCGACUCUAGCCACCAUAUAUCCGACAUUGUACAGGCUAUUGUAAGAUUUAGUGGGUUUUUCUCGUAUCUGACCGGCCGGUGGUCACUCGCCUGUUUCACUGUAUCCCUUAUUUUGAAUAGAAUCACAAUAUAUGCAUCCACUCGUCGGCGUCUCCAACUAGACUGGAGCAGAAGGUUCGCUCUACGCAUAAUACCUAUUGUUCUUUUCAUCGCCCAAAUACACGCCCUGCUUCGUGCUCUUCGGUGCCAAACAUCUCCGGACUACUCAGCCAUUCGAUAUGGAAAACGAAAUACUCCGCAGGUGCUUGAUUAUGCCGGGAAUGGGGGCUUUCUCUACACUCUUAGCUCGACGCUGCUUCCCUGGGAGACAGAUGAGCAGUCUUGCCGUGCAGUACACAUGGGUCGCCCUGUUAACGGGUCAGACAUAUCAUACGGCUCAUUCUCGCUCCUCUGGCCGGCUUUUCUUCGGUUGUGCAUAAGUCACUUUGUGGAAACGCUUUGCUGCGCAUUGCAAGGCAGGUCAGUCGGAACAGAGGCAGGCAUGUCUCUCUUCGAGCACUCCCUUGCCUUCGCCGAGGCAGAAUCCGCGAUAAGCCAGUCGCUUGGCAUCGGCAUCUUCGGUCUCUCCAAACAUAGUGCUGGCAAAGAAGGCAAACUAGGAGGCGGUCAAUCGGUUCUACAGUCACUGAGCAAAGGGCAGGUCCUGGAGCGAAUGAACAUUUCCCCGGAAUUGCUGCUCAUCACUUUGAUUUCCUGCUGUAAUAGCUUAACCUCCAACAUUCUUGAUGUUUUCGGAAAACAAAGUCAGUAUCGCCUUGUGAACACGACGUUUUGGGGGCUUUGUUUCAUGUCGGCCAUAGCAUGGGUCACGUUCGGUGACGCCUCCAAUGGCACUGAAAGCCUACCCUUGAGGAUUCCAACCGUUUGCCUCGUGGGAUUUGUGCCCCAUUUGUUCAUACUGCUAGGAAUUUUCGUCUGUGUGUUCAUUUAUGCCCUGGCUCUCGUCAUCACAGCCUUCACGCUACCUCUUGACAGUUCUCAAGAUCUGUCCUUGAAAGAAAGGCUCUUGUUGGCGCACGAGAAUAUGCAAGGGGCCCAUCAGAUCCAGAGCAUUCGUUUCAAUCGACACGAUGACUUCUACACCACUUCGUUGAGGAUUGGCUAUGGCGCCUUAACUGCUGCCAGACAGGCAGUCUUCUUGAAUGAAGGGCGGGGGGUAGUUGCGCAGAGAAUGACGUGGCUGGAAAGGGACAGGCUGCGCGAAAUAGAGUCCCUUCAGCGCAAAGGCUCAAGGGGGCAAGGCCGUGACUCUGAAUACGGUGAUCUCCGGAAGAGUGAGGAGUUAUUGGAACUUGCGAUGGAAGCGACUGCUGAGUGGGAGUGGGAAUCCGGAUAUGCUCGGGAGAAGAAAAUUGAGACUAGCGUAUCGCAAUCCGCUAGGUCUCAGGACGAAUCUGAGGGCGUCGGCGCACUGCGGGGUGCUGUCCGGUGCUACCAGUCGAUCUCGUUCGUCCGUGCUAUUUUCUACUUCUUGCUUAAGUGGACCGCUUAUGGUCUCGACAAACUACUUAGCAAGGUCGGUAUUAAUAGGCGACCGCAGUGGCUAAAAACGCUGGUCAGGGCUCAGCAAAAGAAGAAAGACCGGGGAAGGAAGAACAACCUGGAGAAGCUAGACUUCUGGAUAAUGUCGGAGGAUGGUGUGCUGAAGGUACCUACCAAUUCCGACUUUGAUGUGGAGAAUGAGAUGCGCCGACGAGAGAGGAUCGACGCUGCCCGCUGGGGAGAGUCGGAUGAGCGGCGGCUCGACGAGAAACUCUAUGACUGGUGGAGAGCUGGCGGGGCCUGGGGCAAUCAAGACCAAAGUCCUGAUUACGCACCUUCUGUUGAAGAUUGGGAUGAUACGACGAGCGUUGUGUCAAUGGCCACGACCAGUGAUUCUGACUGGGAGGCCUACGAGUCUGACGGACGCCGUACCCCUACCCAAGAGGACCCGUUUCCAGGCCGUUGGUCUCGCGAAGACACUCCUGUGCAGGAGCCACUCGUUGAUAUUGGUGCUUUUGCCCGCCUACUGGAUCCACGCGAUCAAGAAAGCAGGCAAGAGGCUCGCAUACUUGCGGCACAUCUUGCUGCAGGCCGUGAAGGUCGUAUCAUGACUCGUCGCCGAUUCCAACAACAGGUUGAGCGCGACAGGGCUCGGGUUUUGCUUACCUCGCGAUUCUCACAACUUGGCCAACAGAAUUCCGGUGACGACAAGCGCAAACCCACGCCAGAGGAGGAGUCCGAAAUUUUGGAGAGGCUGAUUCUUCUUCAGAGGUCCGAGUCAUUUAACAAACCCUCAGAUGAGCAGACAUGGGAGUCAGGGGCAUCAGGCCUUGGUCCCAGUGGACCGCCCUGUGUUAUCUGUCAAACCAGCCCGCGGUCUAUCAUAACAUGGCCCUGUCGGUGUUUGUGCAUCUGCGAGGAUUGCCGCGUGAGCCUGGCGAUGAACAACUUCGGUAGUUGUGUUACUUGCCGUCGGGACGUUGGAGGAUUUGUUCGAUUAUGGGUUCCAUAG
Molecule: messenger RNA, 2676 nt
Organism: Aspergillus homomorphus CBS 101889
Lineage: Eukaryota; Fungi; Ascomycota; Eurotiomycetes; Eurotiales; Aspergillaceae
Product: putative ubiquitin-protein ligase (Asi3)
Exons: 2
Coding region: 1-2676 (891 amino acids)
Biological process (GO): ubiquitin-dependent protein catabolic process; protein ubiquitination
Molecular function (GO): ubiquitin protein ligase activity
Source: RefSeq, a predicted model, not a curated record